Sipha flava (yellow sugarcane aphid) is the source of this 1788-nucleotide messenger RNA. RefSeq lists its product as uncharacterized. Gene Ontology annotation, biological process: regulation of transcription by RNA polymerase II. The transcript is spliced from 2 exons. Bases 247 to 1788 code for a protein of 513 amino acids. The record is from RefSeq and is a predicted model, not a curated record. Lineage: Eukaryota; Metazoa; Arthropoda; Insecta; Hemiptera; Aphididae. Gene Ontology annotation, molecular function: double-stranded DNA binding. Gene Ontology annotation, cellular component: nucleus.
AAUUACGAAAUUAUUGUUGACACGUGUAGACACAAAAUACAACACACAAGUUACAACAGAUUAUUACCCGCAUUAAGGUAAAAAUAAGAUAAGCUAUUUAUCUAAAUUGUAAUUUUGUAUUGCACUGUUGAGUUGAGUCGUUACUUUAUCGUUUAGUAUCGCGUAUAGCCUCGUCGUAAAACGUUUUCGAGUGAUUUUCGCAGAUGUAUUUAGUUUAGUUUUGUUUAUUCCACGAAGUUUUUGAAAAUGCCUAAGGCCAAACCUUCAGAUGUUUCUCGUUUGCGGUCCUACGUUCAACAAUAUGGGGAAGAAAUUUUUUCUACCGAUGGAAGCGUUCUAUUUUGUAAGAUUUGUGAGGUCAGAGUGGCAGCCGAAAAAAAAUUUACUGUGACACAACAUGUGAGUAGAGAUAAACAUUUACGUGCACUAGAAAUUCAAAAAAAUAGAAAAAGUGCAGUUGUUCAGACAUUAUUUAAUACCAUUCCAAAAAAUAAUGCAUUUACUACAGAUCUUUGUACUGCAAUGGUAUCUGCUAACAUUCCUCUUUUUAAACUGAAAAAUGAAAAUUUCCGCAAUUUCCUUUCAAAGUAUACUGGCCAACAUAUUCCAGACGAAUCCACAAUUCGAAAGAACUAUGUAGGCAAUACUUACAAUCAUACAAUUAAUUCUAUUAGAACUUACUUGGAGAAUAAAAAAUUGUGGGUGAGUAUAGAUGAGACUACAGACGUAGAUGGCCGAUAUGUCGCCAAUGUCAUAAUCGGCACUUUAGAAAUUGGAUGUCCCGGUAAAACUUUUUUAUUUAAUUGCGAAGUUUUAGAAAAAGCAAAUAAUAGUACAAUAGCUAAAUUAUUUGAUAAAUCUAUGAGCUUGUUGUGGCCAGAGGGUAUUAAACACGAUAAUGUACUACUAUUUCUCAGUGAUGCAGCACCUUAUAUGGUGAAGGCAGGAAAAAAUAUUAAAGCGUUUUACUCAAAAAUGGAACACGUUACAUGUUUGGCACAUUCCCUACACAGAGUAGCUGAAGAAAUACGUAAACAAUUUCCCGAAAUUGAUGCUUUUAUUUCGAACGUAAAAAAGAUUUUUUUGAAAUGCCCAUCUCGAAUAUUAAAAUUCAAAGAAAUGGCGCCAGGGAUACCAAUGCCCCCUCAACCAAUACUUACUAGGUGGGGUACAUGGUUAUCGGCAGCCAUAUACUAUUGUGAAAAUUAUCAAUUGAUUAAAUCUGUUGUGAUGGGGUUUGAUAAAGAAGAUGCUGUAGCAAUUGAGAAUGCACAAAAACUGUUAAAUGAUAAUAAUUUGGAACUAAACUUGACAUUUAUCAAAGCAAAUUAUGGAAAUUUAGCAAAAUACAUUACUACAUUGGAAACAUCUGGAUUAUCGUUGGCUGACGCAAUUAAUAUUAUUGCUCAAGUACAAAAUGAAAUCGGAACAGACAACAGUAGUAUCGGAAAAUCCAUUAAAAAAAAACUAGAAGUUGUAAUUGAAAAAAAUUCGGGAUUCAAAACAAUGAAACAUAUUUCAAAUAUUUUGGAAGGAAAAGCAACAUCUCGAAAUAAUACAAUACCUGAAGAACUAACUGCUGAUGACAUGGCUCAUUUGAAGUUUGCACCUAUGACGUCAGUUGACGUGGAACGAAGUUUCUCGAGAUACAAAACAACACUCGCCGAUAACCGUCGAAGAUUUCUGUUCGAGAAUAUUAAGCAGCACUUAUACAGUGCUAUGAAACAAAAGAUAAAAGGAAGAAGAAUGAAGAAGAAGAUGGACAAGAAGAUAAUUGAUUUUUAUUAG